CAGUUUGUAGUCUCAGACGUCGAGAAGCCUUCUGAAGUUCGAGAAUCGUUCUUAAGUUCCAUCUCAGCGCAAGAGUUUGUAACUUUUACACGGCACUCAAGAUGUCGGGCUGUGGAAGUGCUGGAUGCCAAUGCGGUAAUCCCUGCCUCUGCAGCAGCGGAUGCAGCUGCGGAUGCAAGCGGUCUGUGGAUGUGACAAUUGACAUCCCCAUGGAGGGCGAUUGCAAGUGUGGAUCGAACUGCGAUUGCUCCAACUGCUCUUGCCACAAGUGAAGACAUAAUGGACUCCUGGUUUGAAGCCACAAGGAUUUGGGGGUCUCAAACGUAAAUCCUUGUACUUCUCUAACUACUCUUCGGAUGAUCAAGAGCCAAAGAAAUAAAUGACAGAAAUGCUGCGGGGCUUGUGCAGAGUUUCAUGUGAUGUUAGUGGGGGACUGUUCAAUCGAGUGUGUAGAGAUGCCAUCUUUGCUUUGACAGGUUCAGGAGCUUCAUGUUUUAUGGACUAGUGAGUUAAAGUAGAAGAUGUUUGUGGGGUCCAUAGCUUACAGCAGGAAGUGGACGGUAUGCCUGUAAGCAACUUGUUCAGAUGUACAAGUGACUCCCCGAAUAAAAAGUGUGUGCACAUUAUCUUCC
Molecule: messenger RNA, 632 nt
Organism: Marchantia polymorpha subsp. ruderalis
Lineage: Eukaryota; Viridiplantae; Streptophyta; Marchantiopsida; Marchantiales; Marchantiaceae
Source: the annotation of a GenBank genome assembly